Molecule: messenger RNA, 309 nt
Organism: Racocetra persica
Lineage: Eukaryota; Fungi; Glomeromycota; Glomeromycetes; Diversisporales; Gigasporaceae
Source: the annotation of a GenBank genome assembly
CAAGGUAAAGCACCAAAAUGUACUAAAUGUGAAGAAAGAGAAAAUGUUUGGAUCAAACAAGAAAAGUGUCCUCAUACAAUUGGACAGCUAAACCCGACAAUAGUCCUGUACGGUGAUUCACAUCCUAAAGGAUUGAAAAUUAAUCAAAUCACAGCACAAAAUCAGUAUAAAGCUGAUUGUUUGAUUAUAAUUGAAGGUGAUUGCGAUGAGUGGAUUAAACUUGUCAACAUAGAAUUAUCAAAUGUCAAAAAAAUGACAACUACAAGAUUAUCAAAAAAUCAAUUGAAAAAAACAAAUAACAAAAUCAAA